AAUGUCCAGACGUCCUUUGCGCGUUUGCACGCUUGCCACGACAAUGAGUUUUUCGAGUUAGAGUGAAGUUUACAAUUUACAACUGAAAGUUUUGUUUUCGCAUUCGUCCACACGUGCACAAUAAUUACGCAUUGUGCUUGGUUGCAAACUAGUUUCGCGUUGGAUCCGGCGCCGUCGACUGCCACCAAAAGCCGAACGCGUAUUAAACUAGUAUGGUGUGUUUGUGGUGUGGUUUGAGUUAAGUUAAGUUGUUAUUAAUAAGCAAAACAAAGUUGGUGGCGAUUUAGUAUCAAACUAUCGAUGUGAGACGCGAGACGCAAGUUUUUAAACAAUUUUCGCGUGAAAAAUUGACUUAAAGUAUACUUAAGUGUAUUUGUUUCAUUUAAUAUCAAAAAGUGAAGUGAAUUAGUCACAUUUUAAUUAUUAUCUCAUGAUUGAGAUGUUAACAACUUAAUUAGAGUGUUUUUUGUGGUGUAACUUCAAAAUUUACAAAUUUAUUCAUUUUUUAAAAGUCGGAAGUGACUUAAGUCACUUAAACCAUCAUCAUUACUAGAUAGAAGACUAAUCAACCAAACAUUCCAAUGGUUUAUAAAGUAUAAAUAUAUUCACGUGUGAAUAUAAAGUUAAAGCUUAUAUUUAGUUGGUUUAAGUCAAGUCGAGGUCGUUUAAUUGACAUUGAUUUCCGCAUUCGCAUAUACACACUAGUCAUAAACUUUUUAUUUAUUCAACAGCACACGUAAUACUAUCAUAAAAUAAAAUAAAACAAAACAAUAACAAUGUUUAAUUCAACUUGACUUAACUUUAAGUUAAAAACUUAAAAUUUAUUAAAGUUUAUUUUAAUAUUACAAUAAUUAUUGCACCACAGUCCGUGAUGUGAUUUGCUCAUCGAGUACAUAUUCAGUUAUUCAGUUUUGCGUUUGCGAGUCUCACCGAGUAACCUUUCAACUUUUUUCUUGCGCUUAAAAAUUGCUUGUGAUUCGGAAUGUGGCUGAUGGAGAUGGAAUGAUGCCAGCGAUUGUCACGACUGUACGCAUGCGCUUUCAACAUGCCCAAGAGUCGCAAAGCGCAGAAACACAUUCAGAAGCUUACAGAAUACACAGCUGAUGCAGAGUUGUUUCUACAAAAUGGCGGUAAUCAUUACACAUAUCUGGAGACCAUUCAGGAGGAAACUUCCGAUGAUCUACAAUCGGAUAGUGACUUUUCAGACUCUCGAGCUUCCCCAGCCGGAUGGCUGGCGACCGACUCCGAAUCCGGUUCUGUUAUACGCAUCCAAACUAUAGAUGAUGCUGAAUGUGAAUCGGACCGUGAAGUCGCCUGCCCCGCCAAACGCCGCCGCCAAGAAGUCCUCCUCAGCGACGACGAGUCCUCAAUCAGUCGCUCCUCCAGCCUGUUACAAUUCGAAAGCCUCGAGAAACAAUGCCAAGACAUCUCUAGUAGUUCCCCAAGUAUUUUCAGCAACUUUAGCUAUGAUUCCCUCGAAAGAAAAGGCGGACGAGGCAAUGUUAGUCCCGAUAGUUUAGAGCGUGGUGCACACAGUGAUGAUGAUUCAGCCGAGUAUUACAAAGCGUUAAAAAUCGACUUGCUGCCGAAAAAGAAGCGCCAGAGUCAUGAUUCACUCCUGUACGACAACAGCGCUAAUUGCAGCAGUGGCAGCGACAGUGCAGAUAGUGAAGAGACACUUGAAGCAGCUCGUUACGACAGUAGUAAAUCAGUCAACUUAAAAACAUGGCGUAGUUUCGAUGGGUUGCAUAGCAAUGGCGCUAAAACUGUGAAAAUCUCUUCGGAGAACCUCAGCGAGGACAGCGGCUACAGUGAUAACUUCUACAACUCAAAAAUGAAGAGUUCCAGUAUUCCUAACAUGAUGAUCAAUCAUCAUCAAUCAACAACAAAUAAAAACAUUUAUAAAACUCGUGUUGAGAUUCGCUCCCAGGACGAUGCGCUUGAGAAAUACCGUCUGAAGAUCGCAGAUAGAUUCGCGGCGUAUGACGGCGAUGUCUUCCAGACCUUCACGGGGAACUUUGGCGUGAGUUAUCAUGAUUUAAGUAAUGUUGAUCAGUACGAGCAUAGAAGUCCACUCAUUGAGAGAUUCAUGCGUAAUGGUAAACGUAGAAAUAUCACUACUGUUGUGGAUGAAGCAGUCGGAGUAAAUUUAGAUCAGGUGACAUGUGCGGAGACGGAAUGUGGUAAUUUUAGCCCGCUGGCGACGGCGACGAGCGUCCCGAAUCUCACCGGCAGUGGCAACGCGGACGACGCGCCGUGCGUGGUCUCCAGCGUGCCGAAAGAUCUCAAUCUAGCGGGUGGGAUAACAUCCACAGUUAAUUUUAAUACCAGUGCAUCAAUUGCAACAAUCAACUGUGACAUAUCAACGCUAUCCAGUUUGGAUUCGACUGAUUCUGGACAUUCGGAGGAUUUCACCAUGCCGAAACUAUCGAGGUAUCAACGUGCUGAAUAUGGAGAUAAAAUUACUAUUAGAUUAAAAUAUGAUACGUCGAGUAUAAGUUCAGCGAGUGACAUGGAAGCGACUUCAUCUUUUCGAAGAGAAGGUAGUUAUCUGGAAGCUAUGACUAAUUCUAUUGAUAUGAGUGAUGAGGAGAUAAAAAAUAAAAAGUUGAAGGAUAAAGGGAUGACUAUAUAUAAAUUCGAUCGUGAGAAUGCUUUGAAAGCUAUCUCAGAGACAUCUAUACAGAGUUUCGGAGUGAAAAGCAUCGAACAACUUAAUUUAGUUGCAUCAACACCUAUGAAUAACAUUAAUAACAGGAAUGUUAUUAGUACACCGAAUUUGGCUGACUUGGAUUAUCAAUAUCCGCCUAGGAAGAGUUCUUUGAUCAACAGGAGUAUAAGCACUAAUGAAAUUCAACAAAAAAACGAUGAAAAUGAUAAAAAUUUAGUGAAAUCUUUAAGUAAUAGCACAAAAGGCGUCCAUUUCAGUCCGGUUAUCUCUGAAGUAAACUGGAGGGAUGAUUCUGCUUCAAUAACAACUGAACAUGAAGAUUCUAGUUGUAGUACAACUCCAGAUCGUGAUGUACAGGGUCCUGUUGUACCUCCAAGGAAAUUAUUCACAAGAUCCCAACCGGAAUUAACAUUAAGACAACGUGUGUUGGUCAGUGAUGAUUCCACAGAUGAUAAUGAAGGUAUGAAACCUGCUGUAAGUGAAGAACUUGUCCGUCGUAGAUAUCAACAUCAUCAACUUCCACAUGAUGUUAUUGCUAAGAGAAGGAGUGUGGAAGUUCCAAUGCGGGAGAAUACGAGUGAACACUGUGAAGCCCCCACUACACCGGCGCAACACGAGGAGAGGUACUCCAAAGUAAAACUCACUGGUUCAGUACAAGCGGUACCAGCGAUGGAGCCGGUUGGUGUUGUUCAGCCGAAGAGCAACACGCGCGGCAUCGGUGGAUUUUUCUCUCGUAUCGCCAGCUUCCGGUUUUCCACUCGUGCAGCUAAAAAUCAAGAUGAAAAGAAAAAACAACGUCAAACCACAUCAUUAAAAGAAUCUGGAGUUAAUAAUAAACUACAAUUUCAAUCUACGACUGGACAACGUCUCGCUACGAAAGAUGAUUAUAUUUAUAUCCCACUCAAAGGACCGGAAGUGAUUACCACUACUACGAAUACUUCAACACCAGUAGUUGGAUUAGGUGUACAAGAAAAUGUAAAGUUUAGCAAAGUGCAAGUUGAUGGCGUUGGCGUUGAAAUAGUUGAUAAGUUGAGCGCGAAACCGCCACUUCCGAAAAUGCCGCCGCGCGUUGUCGGUGCAUGCGUGAAGCGAACGGGUGGCGGCGCGCAGGUGCCGCGUGAACGGAUCGAUGUGGGUCGGGGGAGGCCCAUGGAGCCGAUGGGGUUGAUCGAGACGGACCUCGACACUGAGGUGACGGUCAUCACAAGCGGGCACGGCCAUGCGAAGACGCGCAGUCUUAUGAAUCUCGGCCACGAGCCGCCGACGACAAACAACAACGCGGCGGCGGCUGCGGCUGCACCAUUGCGUGCACCUAAUAAACACCUGCAGCAGCAUCGUCAGGGCAGGCCGCACAAGUCCAUGGAGUUUCUGCUCGACAAGCAGAAUCUCAAGGUUGUCGAGCCUCCAGAAAACGAGCUGCAAAAAGGCGGCGAACGCGUGAUGUCCGAACACGAGAUCCGCGUCCAACGCUCACUCCAGAAGCUGAACGUGCCCGAUUGGUACAAACAAGCCGCAGUACCACGCGAAGGCUUCCUCCUUCGCAGUAAUAAAUCCACGCAUGGCGGCGGUAAGGAGUGCCGCUGGGCAGGUACGGGUAGCAAAACCACAUCGCUGAGCAGCUUGGGUUCCGCCACACAAUCCCCCGUAUUGCUAAGCCCCUCGGCGCUGCAUUCGCAACCAUUCGUACGCUGGUCCACCUCCAAGCUCAACUCAACAGCGUCCUCACCCUGCGCCUCAACGCGCUCAUCAUUCAACGCCCGCUGCCAGCCGAACGGCGCCGUCUCCCCGUCCUCGGCGUCCCUGCGCGGCAGCUUCAAUUACAGACAGCCGUAUCUAGGUUGGCGGUCGCAGGAACGUCUCGCACGGCCACGCACACCCGCCGAGAGACUCGCCAGUACCAUUCUCGGACAAUCCACACCGCCACACGCGCAGCAACCGCAGGAAAGUCCCGAGAUUCAGACGUCGAUCAAAGAAGUCACCUCGGCGAUUGUGCAUUACGUAAGCGGGUUGAGGCCGGAGAGUGGGGGUAGGGAGCAUAGUUAUGAUAGUCAAGAGACUGCCAGUCAGAGGUCACGAUCAGCGUCGCCAAGGGGUAGUCAGAAAUUAUGCUGGUUGGAGAGUUCUUUUGUGGGUACAAGACCCUUGGACUCACCACAGACUCCGUUGACCUUGACGGAGAGCCCCACGCAGAUGAAUCACACGCCGGUACCGCCGACAACCCUGCGGUUGGACCUGCAGACGCAUAAUGAUUCAAACGCUUUGAGCACGGCAGGCAGUCGUAGACCCUCGCCAUCAUCAACAACACUCGAAGACGUGCUGGAUUCGUUACUCGGACUGCCGUCGUCGACGCGCGCCCCCAGUCCCAGUCUCCAAGGGACGGCGUCAGCUAAUACUAGUCCCAUUCGUCGACAAGGAGAACACCAGCGUGCUGCAGAACAAUUUCGCCGUCGUAGUGAAGGCAGCGAGCCUGCAAGCCGCCCUUCUUCGGACAGUCGACGUGCCUCGCUCCACGCAUCACCGAUUCUCCGCUGUCGUAACUCUCGCUGCGGCCGCUCGGCCUCCCCACGCUCCUCGGAGGCGGCACAGUUUAAAAACUGCCACAACUGCUCGUAUACCUAUUGUAGUCGCGGGUGUCGUCGUGAACACUGGGAGAAACACCGUAAAACCUGCCUGUUUUCACGUGUGGGCACCCUGUGUAGACAGGUUAUUGCCGCCGCCAAGGAACAAGAGGAUACUUUACGAACUCUUUCAGCAAUCGCACGACGUGGGUAUCUAUCACAGGGACAAGGCGCUGUGAAAAUAUUCUUUCCAUGUCCAGAGGCUGCUGAGAAAUUUCUCGGUAACGGAUUGGGUAGCCUUGGUGAUCCCACUUAUGUCCGAUGGGCGGAUCUACUCCCCUCUGAAAUGGGACCUGCACUCUAUGCGGAACUAGUCAAAAUGUGCAAGAAUUACAAUCCUGAUUCGCGACUGGUUCUGUAUGUUUCGGUGUGUGUGGUUUCGGAAGCGCCUGCAGCCGGUGCGGUGAAAUGGGAACGACAGUUGGUCUCACGUUGUGGUAAACUGCGGCUCAGUCGAGAUGUCCGUGUGCCUGACAGGGAGGUAGAGAAUCCCGAGGCGAUUAUUCUAACGUCGAAACCGUUAAGAGAAGAACCCAUUCAGCGGUUGCGUGAGAUUAGUUUCCAGAAUAUACAGCGCCAUCUACAACAGCGUGGGGUUAGUUUAAAACGGCAGUACCCGGAUAUCUACCAGCAGUUGUCGAGCUACGUGGAAGGUAAAAAGAACAAAUUCACGCCUGUGACGGUGUAUCCCAAGGACACGAACACUGGUAAACCAUUUAUGUGUAUUAUUAUGCCGGAUGUGGAACCAGAGUGUUUGGAGAAGGUCACCACCGCCGGGGUGCGUGUGCGGACGGUGGACGUGCUCGACGAUGAAUUCAUCCUGGAUAAUACCUGAUUUUAGUUGAAUAUGUUGGAUAUUUUUAAGGUGCCAAAGAUGACAAAUGUAUGUGUACAAAGACAAAUAACAUAGGCAACCAAUCAUACCACUAACCUCUAAAAAAUUACAUACGCCUCAAAUCUUUCAAAUACACAACUUUGGAGUAAAUUUUCAUUCGCGAUUUUCCAACAUAUCAAAUAUUUACAACCAAAGAAACAUUCCAAUCACACGUACCGAUGUAGGAAUCUACACCUAAGAAACAGCACACGUAACCGUAAAAAAUUUAAUCUUAACCUUAAAAUCUGGGGUUCUCCUGUGAUCAUCUAAAUAAAAUUACUAAACGCGUAAUAGAGCAGUACAUGUAAACGUAACGUAAUGAAAUUAUAAGUAUAAAUCAAGUGCUGCAACCCAACAAACACUAAAUUCGAUUUGUGUUUGCAUAGUUUUUGUUUAGCUGAACAGAAAAGUAGAUAUUAAUUGUUGAGAAUAUAUUCCGCAGAUUUUACCGCAAGAUGAAUAAUCAUGUUAACUACUGUACAAUUUUUAGGCGUGUGGCGCAAUGUGAAAUUUAAUUUCGAUAUUUAGAGAGAAAAAAAAUGGCGCAUACGGAUAUAUCUCGGAAAUAGUAAGGUUAAAAGAGGUUAUGUACGAAAACAUGGAUGGGAAUACAUUGAGAUUGGAGCCUGUUAACAUUUCUAACCUAAAACAAUUGGGAAUUGAAUUGAAUGCUUGAUUUGUUAUAAAUUAAUGCUUAUUCUAUUGAUAAUCAAAAAGUUGUCAAAACGUAGUGCAAAAAAUGGAUAUUUUAUUGAAAGAAACUAACCAAAGAGCUUAUAAAAGUUAUGAUAUUCUAUUUUUUCGAAGACAUCCCAUUGCGAGCACACAGUGAUUACGUUGCUUGAAAUGCCGAUGCUGAUAAGACUAUAAACACAUAUAUUAUUCUAUAUAAAUAGUAAAAUAAAAACAAAAUGGCAGCGAUUUACAAAAUCGCUUUGAAAUUGAAGAACAAAAGACAAAUAACAAACAAAAGAGGAAUAUAAAUGCAUACACAUUGCUCACGCAUUGAUAAUUGAAUAUGUUAACUAUAAAUUAAUGAAUAGAAACGCGCGUUUGACUGAAUUCAACUGAAUAUCUAAAGAAAAUGAAAAUGUUACACUCAUUCUCGACGAUAAUAACGUGUUUUAUAUUUUCUAGGCGUAGAAAAUGCGAUUAAUUGUUGAUUUAAACUUCAGAACACCACAUGUGUAUAUACUAAAGAUACUAAACACUCACACACACACACCAAUUGAUAAUAAUUAUGUAUUGUUUAACAAGUCCCUCGCCCCUUUCACCUGUUAACAUAUUGUGCAAAGUUUCACCCCCUCUAUUUAACUGUCUUUCGACCUUUUUCAACUAAUUAGGCGUAAACGGAUGCGACGAUGCGCGAAUGCUAAAUGAUAUUGACUUAUGUAUAUGAAGUAUUCAAUAAUUAUGACAUUUAAAUUAAAUAAAACGGAAACACAAGAUGGCGAUGACAUUGAAACAAACAUACAACUGAUAAUAAUAUAAGUGUGAUCAAAUGUAAUUAAAUGAAUGCUUGCAAAUGCGUUUGGGGAGUGUGAAAACGUUUAAAUUAUGAGGCGAUAUAAUAAAAGACACAGCAAUA
Dalotia coriaria is the source of this 7751-nucleotide messenger RNA. RefSeq lists its product as uncharacterized. NCBI's taxonomy places the organism in Eukaryota, Metazoa, Arthropoda, Insecta, Coleoptera, Staphylinidae. The transcript is spliced from 6 exons. The record is from RefSeq and is a predicted model, not a curated record. The coding region runs from base 1046 to 6124 and encodes 1692 amino acids. Gene Ontology annotation, cellular component: plasma membrane; apical junction complex. Gene Ontology annotation, biological process: cell-cell junction organization.